AUGGAAAGAGUUGAUUAUAUUGAAGACAGAGUUAAUAAAGAGAGCAAAUUCAGAAGAGAUGGCUUUAAGACGCUCAUAAAUGAAAUAGGUUCCUUGAAAGCAAUGCUUCAACAAGCAUUGGAGAAUAAAGUUGAAGGCAAAGACACUGAGACUGUCCAGGACACUAAAACUACUCAUACAGAGCUAGAAGAAAAAGUUCUGUUGUUGACAAAUGCCUUUAUUAAAGAGAAAAUAUUAAACAAGCGGUUUCGGCGGAAAUUCCAGAACUACAAAGACAAACUGGAAGAACAACUUGUCAGCGGAAAAGUAUUUGCCAAAGCAGAAAAAGAUUCAACAACAUCUGAGAAUUAUGAGGGGGAGUGCAACUGCUCGAUUUCAUCAUGCCCAGUAAAUAGCACACCUUCUCCCAAUGAAUCGAUGACCUCUGACAAGUCUUGUUUAGAAUUGUAUGAUAAUGGAUUUAAGUCUAAUGGUAUAUACAAAAUAGAAAUAGAACACAAAAGAAAAGUUUCCAUCUACUGUGACAUGACUACUGAUGGUGGGGGCUGGACAGUAUUUCAACGACGCCAAGAUGGCUCUGUCAACUUUUCCCGAUAUUGGAAUGAAUAUGAAACUGGGUUUGGCAACUUGACAGGUGAAUUUUGGCUCGGAAACAAAUAUUUGAAUCUACUAACUGAUAAUUAUGAACAACAUCAACUGAGAAUCGAACUAGAAGAUCAUGACGGCAACCGUGCCUAUGCCAAAUACAGCAGUUUUAAGGUUGGAUCAAAGAGAAUAAACUACACACUGGAAGUGAGUGGUUACACAGGAAGUGCUGGGGACUCAUUAGCAAACUCAAAUUUAUAUGGCCCACAUGAUCAAAUGGAAUUCACGACCAGAGAUGCAGAUAAUGACAAAUACGAGGGUGGUAACUGUGCUUCGGACUGGGACGGUGGAUGGUGGUUCAAUAAUUGUUUUGAUUCGAAUUUAAAUGGACUCUAUCAGGGCCAGUCUAAAUGCGAAACUGAAUGGAAGUGCAUUGUCUGGAAUACAUGGAAAGGUGCACAUAGAUCCAUGAAGUUCACUGAAAUGAAGUUUAGAUAAGACAAUGAUUGUCAAACUUCAAUAUCUUUAAAUGGAUAUUGUACAGAGUCUUUUGUUAUUUAGAUAAUAUUUGUCUUUACGGAUAAUCAUUUUGUCAUUACACAUACCAAAUUGUUUUCUUUACGUGUGUGUUUGAAAUGUGUAAGUGACUCAUUUACUUUUUUGUCAGACAGAUAAGAAAUUCAUUCUUAAAUUUGUAUUCUGUAUUUAUAUAAAACUUACUGACAUAAUGCAGUUUUGCAUCGUAUCUAUGUAUUUUACAAAAUCAAUGUUUCAUCCUGAAACGUGGAUAUUCCACAAAACCUUUUUUUUCAGACUAUGCAUCACGCCAUAUAAUGUUAUAAUAUAUGUUCUUAAAAUAACCUAAAUUUCGAAACCGCUCAUCAUCUUUUAAUUUAUUUUUUAUGUUGGUUAGUGCUUUUUCCCCUUUAAACAUGAUUUUCUGAAAAUAGAAUGGAAGUCAUUUAUUGUUACUUUCAAACAUU
Molecule: messenger RNA, 1568 nt
Organism: Mercenaria mercenaria
Lineage: Eukaryota; Metazoa; Mollusca; Bivalvia; Venerida; Veneridae
Product: fibrinogen-like protein 1
Exons: 2
Coding region: 1-1083 (360 amino acids)
Source: RefSeq, a predicted model, not a curated record